Molecule: messenger RNA, 416 nt
Organism: Anastrepha obliqua
Lineage: Eukaryota; Metazoa; Arthropoda; Insecta; Diptera; Tephritidae
Exons: 2
Coding region: 45-416 (123 amino acids)
Source: RefSeq, a predicted model, not a curated record
UAAGGAAGGCUAAAAAUAACAACCAUCUGGCAUUUGGAGUUCCUAUGAUAUGGCGUUUCUCAUACAAGACUCGUUCAUCUGUGAAGUAUCCAGAUAUUCCCUCGGUUUCAAAACCAAUUCCACAUGAUCCAGUCAGUUGUCCAAUACCAACAUCACCUACAGAAUACAGAGUCGAUGAUGCAACACAAGAAAGUUCGUCUUUCAGCAACAUGGCAGACUCUGACUACAAUCCUGAUGAUGAUGAAAUUCAUUUGAUUAAUAAUGAUGAUCUUUGCGACCUUGUACGGGACCUGGCACUAACAAAAGGUCAAGCUGAACUGCUAGGUUCACGUCUGAAAGAGUUUAAUUUGCUAUCACCAGGUACAAGAACUUCACAAUUUCGACAUAGACACAAAGAACUCGUGCAGAACUUUUAA